This is a messenger RNA of Salvia hispanica, 3859 nucleotides long. The record is from RefSeq and is a predicted model, not a curated record. NCBI's taxonomy places the organism in Eukaryota, Viridiplantae, Streptophyta, Magnoliopsida, Lamiales, Lamiaceae.
GAAACCUUCUUCACUCCGGCUACUCGAAAUUAAAAUGUCCGGCGCCGGAGCGGCGGAGUGCAGGAGGUCGCCGUGCUGCAUAUCGCACGAGUUCUAUAAAGCCGCCUCUAAAUCCCCCAACAAGAUAGCCGUUAUACACGCCUCCUCAAUUGCCCGCGAUUCCGCGCAAAAAUUCGCCACCGCGGAAUCCCGACCUCCGCUUUAUGAUGGCGACGAGCACUUCACUUUCUCCGAUAUGCUCUCCGCCGUCGAAAAUCUCAGUUUCCGGCUAAGGCGAGUUCUCGAUGGCACCACCACUAAGCCGUCUUUGAUCAAACCUCGUUCAGAUAAUAUUGUAAGUGACAAGUCUGUACACAUUUCUGAAUAUUUGGAAAGCUCAAGUCAAAGUGCACAACAGCCAACUAAGACUAGGAACAUGCACAUUCCAAAAGUGGUAGGAAUAUAUAUGGAGCCAUCCGUGGAGUACAUUGUCGCCGUCCUUUCGAUUUUAAGAUGCGGGGAAGCAUUCAUGCCUCUUGAUCCCAGUUGGCCGACAGAAAGGAUAUUGUCACUAUUAUCAUAUUCAAAAGCUGAUCUAGUCAUUGGGACUGAUAAGUCAAUCGAGGGGAAUAGUUUUCACAGGCUUGAUUCAUCAGAAUGGCUUGUUGAUGAAGGACGAAUUCCUGUUUUGUCUUUUUCUGUGAAGGAGACCAUUAACAGAGAGUCUCAUAUAAUAUUGGGUUGGCCUUGUGAAAAUGAAAGCUUAAGAUCAUUCUGUUACUUGAUGUAUACAUCAGGAUCAACUGGAAAACCUAAAGGUGUAUGUGGCACUGAAAUAGGUCUUCUUAAUCGGUUUUUAUGGAUGCAAGACAUGUAUCCUCUACACGAAGGAGAUGUAGUGCUUUUCAAAACAUCAAUAAGCUUCAUUGAUCACAUGCAAGAGUUUCUUGGAUCGAUACUCUCUACUUGUACGUUGGUGAUACCUCCUUUCAGUCAGCUAAAAGAAAAUGUAUUUUGUAUUAUAGACUUUUUACAGGAAUACUUCAUUAGCAGAUUUGUAGCAGUACCGUCCUUAAUGAGGACAAUCCUUCCUUCUCUACGAGGUCCAUUAUUAGCAGCAAUUCAAGACUCACUGAAGUUACUUGUGCUAAGUGGUGAAGUUCUGAAUAUUCCCUUGUACAAUAUGCUUCUGAAGUCACUACCCAAGACUUCGAUAUUGAAUCUUUAUGGUAGCACUGAGGUGACAGGUGACUGUACAUACUUCGACUGCAAAAGAUUGUCCCUGCUUCUGGAAAAGGAGGUGCUAACCAGUGUACCAAUUGGUUUACCUAUGUCUAACUGUGAUGUGGUUCUUCAUGGUGAAAAUACUCCACAUGAAGGGGAGAUAUAUGUUGGUGGACUAUGUGUUGCAGCAGGUUACUUUGACCAUCCAUAUCUCAAGCCCUUAGCAGAUGGGACUUUGUCUUCUGAACAUGAUGCUAAUGGAUGUAAAGUUCAGCAUUAUUAUAAAACUGGUGAUUUUGCCAGAAAGCUCCCUAGUGGUGAUCUGGUUUGUCUUGGAAGGAAGGAUCGUAUUGUAAAGGUUAGUGGGAAUCGAAUUGCUCUUGAGGAAAUCGAGAGUGCGUUGCGGGAUCAUCCUGAUGUAGCUGAUGCAGCAGUGUUAUCCCGCGAGGUUGAUGGAGAAUUCUUACUUCUUGAAGCUCAUGUGGUGAUGGAGAAAACUGCCAAACAUGAUAAACUCUUAAAAACUGCCCUUAAAAAUUGGUUACUUGGCAAGCUUCCAAGGAUAAUGAUACCAGUCAACAUCAUGUUAACCAACUCAUUUCCUUUGACAUCUUCAGGGAAGGUUGACUUCCUUUCAUUAGCUGAUUCAACACUUCCUGACCAACAAUCCCGGAUUGAUAUCGGAGAAAUUCCUCAGGACCACCUCAUUCAAGUCAUCAGAAAGGCCUUUUCUGAAGUGUUAAUGGUUGAGAAGGUUUCAGCUGAUGACAAUUUUUUUGUGAUGGGCGGUAAUUCUAUAUCUGCAGCUUAUGUCUCAUUCAAGCUGGGAAUCCAUAUGAAGUUUCUAUACACUUACCCUACUCCGUCGAGGCUUCAAAUGGCCCUUUUGUCACCCAGUUCUCAUCUAGAAACUGAUACUGAUUUGGAAAUAGAUUCCAGAAGGCCGGAAGGCAGGAUUUUAUCAAGGGAAUCAAGUAUUUCCAGUACUCUUCUUGACAAGACUAAUAAAAUGUUAGUUCAGGCUGAUACUGAUGGAGGCAUUUAUAAUCCUACCAAGAAGUCAAAGACAGAGUCAAAUGCCUGUUCCUCGGAGAAACAAAGCCCUACCAAUAGUUUGUGGAAUCCCACUGCAGUGCAAACUGAAUGCUCGUUUAGUCGAUGCAACAAAAGCGUGCAUGGAAGGAAAUGUGACAGAAGUUACUUAUGCAAUAGUAUCGGGUCCAACAUUGUACCAGGAGAUGGAAAAGGAUUUAUGCGGGAACUUUGGAAAGUUGACAUGGGUUCUUGUGUUGAUGCAUCACCUCUUGUGGUUUCCAGAGGAAGUAAUAUCUACCUGUUCAUUGGAUCUCACUCGAACAAAUUUGUUUGUAUAGAUGGAAGAAGAUGGGAGUCUCAAAAUAGCUGCUGCCUUAGUUUUGUCACAAGUGGAAUUGUUCAAUGGGAGACUAGAUUAGAUGGUCGUGUAGAAUGUUCAGCUGCAAUUGUCAAUGAACUUUCUCAGAUUGUAGUUGGUUGUUACCAAGGAAAUAUUUACUUCCUUCACUUUUCAAAUGGCAAUGUCAAAUGGAGUUUUCAAACUAAUGGUGAGGUAAAAUCGCAGCCAGUGGUUGACAAGUGCAGACAUUUGGUUUGGUGUGGAUCUUAUGACCACAGUCUGUAUGCCAUUGACUACAAAAGCUACUGCUGUAUUUAUAAACUUCCUUGUGGGGGGAGUAUAUUUGGUUCACCUGCUAUAAAUGAGAUGCAACAAAUGCUUUAUGUAGCAUCCACCAAUGGGCAUGUUACAGCAUUGGAAAUUAAGAAUCUUCCCUUUAAGAAGUUAUGGAAGCAAGACGUGGGGGCACCUGUUUUUGGAUCUCUUUCAAUCAAUUCUUCUGAUGGAAAUAUAAUUUGUUGCUUGGUAGAUGGGACUGUUGUUGUCCUCAGAACCUGUGGGUCCAUUGUUUGGAAGGUCAGUACUGGUGGGCCAAUUUUUGCUGGACCCUGCACAACUCAAGCAUUGCCUUCUCAGGUGCUCAUAUGCUCUAGAGAUGGAUGCAUCUAUUCUUUUGAGAUGGAGAUGGGUAAUCUGAUCUGGAAGCACACAUUAGGACGUCCAAUCACUUCGUCUCCUUAUGUAGAUGAGAACACCCAGUUGAUGUCCAACAACUCCAGCUCAUCUGACAGGUUAAUCUGUGUCUGCGACAGUUCUGGUAGUAUUUUUGUUCUUAGAGUCGACUCCAAUAUGUACAAAGUCGAGGAAUUUGCUCGACUGGACCUGGAAGGCGAUAUCUUUUCUUCCCCAGUGAUGAUCGGGGGCAGGAUUUUUGUGGGUUGUAGGGAUGACUAUGUGCGUUGCAUUAAGCUUGACAUCAAAUAGCUCAAACUUCAACAUGAACAGUGUAUCCAUCUCCACUUCCUCGACCACGAUAAAGAUUUUAGUAGUAAAUUUGAGCGGUGUUGGCCGAGAGCUCAGGAUCACCGGAGAGAUGGGAAUGUCCAUCGAGAUUCUGCUGCAAGAAUUGUAGCUAAAAAAGCUGUUUGAGAGAGUAGAUAGAGUAGAAGAAGUGAUAGUAUUCAUCGUUUCAUUGCUUAGUUGUAGAAGAAGAGUAUAAUGCUAUUGAUUGAGGAAUAGCUAUUUCAAUGCUAUUGAUAGAAGAAUAGCUAUUCCAACUAA